This is a messenger RNA of Ixodes scapularis (black-legged tick), 1215 nucleotides long. Its product is annotated as gastrula zinc finger protein XlCGF49.1-like. The transcript is spliced from 2 exons. The record is from RefSeq and is a predicted model, not a curated record. Bases 1 to 699 code for a protein of 232 amino acids. Lineage: Eukaryota; Metazoa; Arthropoda; Arachnida; Ixodida; Ixodidae.
AUGUGGGACCUGACUAUCACUGGAGAGUUUCUUGCACUGUUAGAUAUUCUCAAACACCACCAGUGGCUUGGGCCUGUCCCGAGAGUCAUUAAAGCCGAAGAAAAGGUUCCUGGCUGUGAAGACGCCAAGGGCAAACACUCUUCUGAGAAUGACUUGUUCCCUGCGUGGCAGAAGAUAGUGCCCCCACACCGAGAAAAGAAGUAUGAGUGCCGGUUCUGCCCUUUCUCCUGCGCCGAGACAACGGGCAUCAAGAAGCACGAGAUGACGCACACAGGCGAGAAGCCCUUCAGCUGCCGUGUCUGCCACAGAGUGUUUGCACUGAAGUUUAACCUGAAGGUUCACGAGAGAAUUCACACGGGUGAAAAGCCAUUCAGGUGCGAGACUUGCCCGAAGGCGUUUUCACACAAAAGCACCCUCCAGGCUCACGUGAGAAUCCACACGGGGGAAAGGCCGUUCAGGUGCCAGACUUGCCAUAUGGCUUUUGCGGGUAGCAGCGACUUGAUGCGUCACAGAAGGGUCCACACAGGCGACAAACCGUACAGGUGCGGAACUUGCGGGGCUGCCUUUCAGCGGCGGUUCCAGUUGAAGUGUCACGAGGGACUUCACGGUGGAGAUCCGCCGUUUCAUUGCAAGCUGUGUGGAGAAAAGUUUGUGCAAAAAGCUUAUUUAAAUAUACAUAAGAAGGAGCGUCACUCAUGAAGUACAUCAGUCGUAUAGUAAAAGGUAGUGUAGCUUGACGUGUUUGUACAGUGUCGUUUUACUUUUUUUAUUCGAGACCACUUGUUAACUGAUCACUUAUUCAUGAAUCAUCUAUGAUUAGGGUUUCAUGUUUUCGGAGUUUAUUUUUUUCUCGAAUUUGGGAGUUUCUUUUUUUGGCGCUUUUUGUGUAAAUUGGUUAUGACUUAACCAAUUUAGACAAAAACACCGAAUCUGCGGGGAAAAUUAAACAAAAAAAAAUUACCCUAAAGUCGAAAAAAAAAGAAACUCCGAAAACACGGAACUUUAUGAUCUACCAAUACUCGCCGCCAUUUGACACAUACUGUGAGGACUACAGAGUGAACCAUCAUGAAAGGCGCACUCACACCGGCGAUGUAAGCAAUCGCGCGAUGCGACUAGAUCGCAUCGCAAAAAAAUUAGAUGGCCACACUGGCGUGCGCAAUGAGCGAGUCCAACGCCUUCGUUGGCGAGUCGCUUCUCAAAAGCUCACACUUCGAA